This is a messenger RNA of Monomorium pharaonis (pharaoh ant), 1856 nucleotides long. It is a transcript of the gene Aldh, whose product is annotated as aldehyde dehydrogenase, mitochondrial. The record is from RefSeq and is a predicted model, not a curated record. Lineage: Eukaryota; Metazoa; Arthropoda; Insecta; Hymenoptera; Formicidae. The transcript is spliced from 8 exons. The coding region runs from base 1 to 1536 and encodes 511 amino acids. Gene Ontology annotation, molecular function: aldehyde dehydrogenase (NAD+) activity.
AUGUUGCGCGUAUUGAACAGGCUCCAGCAGCAUCUGCGCCGCUACUCGGUGGCGGCGAUGCCGGCGCCGGACACGAACCCGCCGAUCCUGUACACAGGCAUAUUUAUCAAUAAUGAAUGGCACAAAUCUAAAAGCCAGAAGACCUUUCCCACCGUCAAUCCUGCCACGGGCGAGGUAAUCGCCGAAGUACAGGAAGGCGAAAGCGCGGACAUCGAUUUCGCGGUGCAGGCUGCUAGGAAGGCUUUCAAGAGAAAUUCACCAUGGAGAACCAUGGACGCCUCCCAAAGGGGGAUUCUCUUGCAUAGGCUGGCGGAUUUGCUCGAGCGCGAUCGGAAAUAUAUCGCGUCCUUAGAAACUUUAGAUAACGGCAAGCCUUAUUCGAGUUCAUAUAACGUGGACUUACCUAUGAGCGUUGGGGUGUUGAGAUAUUACGCUGGAUGGGCUGAUAAAUGGCAAGGAAAAGUUGUUCCAGCUGAUGGAAAGAUCUUUGCGUAUACUAGACACGAACCAAUAGGAGUAUGUGGUCAAAUUAUUCCGUGGAACUUUCCUAUUUUGAUGAUGGCAUGGAAAUUAGCGCCAGCUUUAGCUACAGGAAAUGUUGUCGUUCUGAAACCUGCUGAACAGACUCCGUUAACGGCUCUUUAUAUGGCACAAUUGACGAAAGAAGCUGCAUUUCCUGAUGGAGUGGUCAAUGUCGUUCCCGGUUACGGCAAAACCGGUGCCGCCUUAGUCGCUCACGAUAAAGUUGAUAAGAUCGCGUUUACGGGGUCUACUGAGGUUGGCCAGCAAAUAAAACAAAAUGCUGCUAUUCAUAAAUUAAAGAGAACGACGUUGGAAUUAGGUGGAAAGUCCCCUAAUAUCAUUCUCAAGGAUGUCGAUAUAAAUCAAGCGGUGGAAAUGGCGCAUUUUGGAUUAUUCUUUAAUAUGGGUCAAUGUUGUUGCGCAGGCUCGAGAACCUUCGUUCAAUCGAAUAUCUAUGACGAAUUCGUCGAGAAAAGUGCACUUCGCGCAAAGUCUAAGACCGUGGGAGAUCCCUUUGAUUUGAAAAUAGAGCAAGGGCCACAGAUCGACGAGACGCAGUUGAACAAAAUUAUGUGUCUGAUAAAUUCUGGUAAAGAUCAAGGCGCUAGUUUGGUAGCAGGUGGCGAUCGCAUUGGCGACAGAGGGUAUUUUGUUGCCCCAACUGUAUUUGCGGACGUUAAAGACGAUAUGACUAUAGCCAGAGAGGAGAUAUUUGGUCCGGUUCAGCAAAUCCUGAAGUUCAACGAUUUGGAGGAAGUUAUUGAGCGCGCUAAUGACACCGAUUAUGGGUUAGCCGCUGCAGUUUUCACGAAAGAUCUUAAUAAAGCAAAUUACAUAGUGCAAGGUCUUCGUGCUGGCACUGUAUGGGUCAACACAUAUAAUAUGAUAAUUCCUCAAAUGCCGUUUGGCGGCUACAAAAUGUCCGGGCAUGGCAGAGAAAACGGAGAAUACGGUCUUGAGGCGUAUACGGAAGUGAAAAGCGUAAUUACUCAACUUGAUGUAAAAAAUUCAUAAAAAUAUCAAGAUUGCUAAAAAUUUUACAAGCAUUUUUUUGCUGUAAGAGAUAGAGUGUACAAAUAUUUUUAUAUAAGUUUAAAAUUUAUUAUAGAGAUUUUUAUUCUCUUUUUGUAUUGCAGUGAAGUUUUUGUAUUGUUCCUAAAAUUACUUAUAGAUUAUGAGCACAAUAUGCAGUUACGAAUUACGAGCAUACGUAAAACGUAUAAUAAAUGUUUUUGUAUACAACCUAUAACAUGAUAGUGAGAUACAAAGAAAUAAUUUUAUAAAGAUUUGUUUAAUUGUUAAGUAUGCACAAAUACAUAAAUAAUUUUUAAUAU